GCUUUCCGGCCGAUAUGGGCCUAUAAAUGGUUCUGUGACCUGUGUCAAAGCUAAGUGAAGCAGCGCGAGGCGAAACAUUGCUUAAAUCGUACACGUCACCUGUCUGUCAUCUCUAGGCCUACAAGCGAGGUCACACCAAAGAAUCUUUGGUCACACUGGUCACAGUACCGUACAGGCGUACUAUAUAAAGUGAAACAGCUACAUUUUGUUUUACUAUGCUCUCACAACUCCUAUUGAGGCUACUGCUACUGUCGCGAGCCGUGCCGUGUAGAGGCAGACCACGUGAAGUACACACAUUGACAUAAUUGACAUUACUGUGUAUGUAUGUGUAGCCUACGAGAGCGUGGAAUGACUUGUGGAGCGCGCUGUGCGCGAACUGUGUAGGUACUGUGUAGAGAUCAACUCAACAAGCCGCGUUUGUUUACGUACGCUAAGGUACCGGUGGUUUUAUUUUGCUGAUCUGCGGAGUGAGUGUGGAUAGAUCUUUCACUGUGUUAGCUUGCAAAGCAGAAGAAGAAAGCGAGAUUAUAAUCAUUAUAACCCAAAGAACACAAUGUUUUCCUCUGCUGUGGCCGCAAGACUUUCGUUUUCACAGCUCAAGCCUGAAUGUUGGAAUGUCUGCCGGAGAACUGUUGUGGUGAAUUCGCAGCGUUCAGUCUUAACGGAGAGUAGUAGUAGAAGUUUCUCCGCUCUUGUCUCUGAGCGUCGAGAUAGAGGAUGUGGGUCUAACUCUUGUGUUGAGUGCAUCCAUGGGCAUGGGAACAGUACAGGGAAAAGCGUGUACUCACUCUCUGGCAGCAGACUUAGUCGUGCACGGAACAACGCGAGACUGCCGGAUCUAAAGUACAUUAUGACCAUGUCAGAGGAGAAGCACCCUGGCUGCAUGCGCUUCGACAAUGUUCUAAAUUUAGCCACACCGUCCCAAAUUAAUGAGAUAGCUGACCUUCAAGACAGUCUUCAGUUCGAUGACCCUAUCAACAUUCAGUUUACUUCAGGCACCACAGGAUCCCCCAAAGGUGCAUGUCUUACCCACCAUAAUGUAGUCAACAACUCUUUCUUUGUCGGGCAACGUUGUGGGUACAACGAGCACGAAGCGGUCAUCUGCUGUCCAGUGCCGCUGUACCACUGCUUUGGUAUGGUGAUGGGCAGUAUGCAGGCGAUCACCCAUGGUUCCACCGUUGUCUGGCCCUCACCAGCUUUUGACCCUGAAAGUGUGCUCAAGGCUGUUGAGAAGUUUCGGUGUACCUCCCUCUACGGUGUCCCUACCAUGUUCAUUGACAUGCUCAACCACCCACUGUUUGGUCAAGUGGACACCUCCUCUCUCAUCACUGGCAUCAUAGCUGGCUCGCCCUGCCCCAUCGAGACCAUGAAGGAUCUUGUUGGGAAAAUGAAUAUUGAAAAAAUAACGGUAUGCUAUGGCUCCACAGAGACCAGUCCGGUGACAUUCCAGUCCACUGCCCAGUGCUCUCUGGACAGGAGAGUGUCCACAGUAGGGAAACUUCUGGAUCACACAGAGGCCAAGGUAAUAGACAGCCAGGGGCGAGUGGUGCCUGUGGGAGAGGCCGGGGAAGUUUGUACCAGGGGAAUCUCCACCAUGCUGGGCUACUGGGAGGACCCAGAGAAAACGGCCCAGGCCAUCUCUUCUGAAGGGUGGUACCAUACGGGAGACCUGGGUGUGAUGACGGAGGACGGUUACUGCAGCAUUGUGGGUCGGAUCAAGGACAUGGUGAUCCGUGGAGGGGAGAAUAUCUACCCACUGGAGAUAGAGCAGGCACUUUAUGAACAUCCCAGUGUGAAGGAUGUUCAGGUGAUUGGUGUACCGGACAAACGUCUUGGGGAACAGGUCUGUGCCUGGAUUGUGGUCAAGGAGAAUAUGACUCUGACAGAGGAGGAAGUGAAGACGUUCUGUUUAGAAAAGAUGGCCAAGUUCAAGAUCCCUAAGUAUAUCUUGUUUGUGGAGGACUUCCCCAAGACUCUCACUGGGAAAGCUCAAAAGUUUGUCAUGCGAGAAGAGAGCGUAAAGAUGUUGGAUUUGGAAUAAGUGGAUAUCAAGGACCAAGGUUCGGAUCCCAGGGAAAGUAUGUCACUUUAUAGGGAGUCAGGGUUAGGAUCACAGGACAGAAUGCGUUAAUCUAGCUGGAAGCUCACAGUUCAGAUCCAGGAGUAAAAUGUAAAAGCUGGUUAUAUGUAUAAGGACCUGCUGAUGUGGUUUACUGUAUUAUACUGUAAAAAAGAGAGAGAAAAUAAAAAGAUAACCGGAUUCCAAAGUGGCUUUUAGGCUGGAAUAGAAGGUUGUGCCCAGUGAGGUAUAGCCCUUCGUUAUCCAUAAAAGAUAGCUGAAAAGGAUAACGGUUUACUUCGGCUCCCGAUUCUUUUAAUAAAUCAAAAUUGUCUUUGGUGCAUGAUGCCUCGGCUAUACCCUUGUUGGUCCAAGACCCUGGAUAUGCAUAGUAGGUCAAUAGGUUUCAAAUGAAAGAUUGAAGUUAACUUUAACCCAGAAAAUUAGCAGAGAAAGAGUUUUCAUAAUGAUAAAAAUAGUAAUUCCAUUUAUAUAAUGAGUACUUGUGUUCAACAGCAUGUUCUAUCCUGAGCAAGUACUAUUACCCCAGCAGACCCUAAACCACUCAGAAAGAUCACAUUCUUGGCAUCCCAGGAAGCAUAUAGUGCAAGCUGUAGAUUACACAUUACAUGCUAAAGCGCACGCAAACUGGCAAGAUUGUGCGCUGUCUAUAAUCAGGUACCCAUUCCCAGCUUGGUGAAGUGGGGACAAAUUAUGUGAAGUGCCUUUCCCAAGAAUAUGUCGGACCCCUGACGGGAUUUGAACCCAUAACUUAAUGGUUGAAAGUCUUCAUGAGAGCCUUACCAUUAGACCACGGACAAGUGAUAAAGAUGAGUUUGUGUAUGAGUGAUAAUCCGACAGCUCAAAGGAAUAAAGUUCUUUAUUGUCUGCAA
Molecule: messenger RNA, 2952 nt
Organism: Aplysia californica (California sea hare)
Lineage: Eukaryota; Metazoa; Mollusca; Gastropoda; Aplysiida; Aplysiidae
Product: medium-chain acyl-CoA ligase ACSF2, mitochondrial
Biological process (GO): fatty acid metabolic process
Molecular function (GO): medium-chain fatty acid-CoA ligase activity
Source: RefSeq, a predicted model, not a curated record